AGCAGCACCGUCUGGAGGAUUCGCUUUGUGCUUGUGAAUUGCAAACAGCUGGAACGACCCAACACAACUGUCUGCCUAUUUGACACCUGAAAUUAAUCCUUUGGAUAAUUCAUUCAUGACACCCGUGAACAAUGCAGGGUAAUAAGAAACAUACAGAAGGACAUAGUGACUCCUCAAGUAUUGGGAGUCUCCUGGAUGACACAGACAGAGAAGUGAGCAGUCUCACAGACCGGGCUUUCAAAAGUUUGUGUGUGGCGGAACUUGAAGACUCUUACAAUGAACCAGGUCUUGCCAUUUCACCUGACUUUGCCCUCCAAUUCUCUGCUAAAUUUCAUCCAGGGACAUUAAACCACACCAUCAAGAAAAGCAAUGUCUCUAACAAGCUAACAGCAAGAAACAAUGAACAUACAAUAUGGGCUUCCACAUUCCAGCAGUUACCAAAGUGUGCUCCAGAGGAGAAAAGGAUUGCUAAAAAUAACACCUUUGCCACGGAAAGGAAAAAGCUGAAUUUGCCAGUCCCUGGUCCAAGGAACAAUAAACAUGUUUCAAAAGUGUCCUCGUUAAUUAAGACAUUUGACAAGACUGCAGACCAAGGGUCAGGAUGUUCCCUGAUAGCCCUUAAGCAGCCCAUUAGGAAUAGCUUUCAAAAAUGUAAAUUAAAUCAUGGAAAUGAUAUGGCUUGCUGGGAUGACACAGACGUUUUAAGCAUCCACAAGGAACUUUCUGAAUUUUCUGAAGCUAGUCAAGAUAGCGACUGUCUCAGUAGCAAACAUGAGCCACAGAAAAGACCUAACAAACUAGACCUGAGUUAUUGUGGCUCUGAUGGUUAUUAUCCCGUGCUGAUUGAGAUGUCAAAAGUAGCCAAGUCAAAUUUUUCCCGUUCAUCUACAAAAGCUUUAAAAAACAGAAGUGUGAAAGUUAAUGAGCCAGCAAAAAAAGGUAAUUUUCUUCACAGUGAGAAUAGUGCUUUUGAAUCAUGGAAUGUUCAUCAUAAAAAACUGACUGAAAAGGAGGAAUUUGUUGAUAUAAAAACAAAAAAGGAAGGUCUUGCAUACCUGGAAGAAGCACCAUUCAUUAAAGGAUCUCGCACACACGAACAUAAAUUGCCAUCUGCCAAGAUCACUGUUGCUAAGAAGCAGGAGAAAGAUUUUCAGAUGGAGCCAAUUCCACCAGAAGCUGCUUUCAGCAUCCCUCUCCCAGCUGUAUACGUACCUCAGGGCCCCCUUCUUUCAGAAACUGAAUUUACUGCUGCUCUUCCUCCCGCACCCCCCCCUAGGAUCCAUGUGCACCAGGGUCUUCCUCAGCCACCUCCUGUCCCACAGGCACUUCCUCUUCCACCCCCCACUCAGCAGGGCCCUCCCCCCACACCCCCNNNNCCCAAAGCCACUCCUGUGCCACCACCCCCAAUACCAGCUCAGCUUUCUCCCCCUGCCAUGUCCCAAGCCUCCAUCUCACCUCAGUCCACAUCCUACAGGGUGGUUUCAACCUCACCCAUGUCCCAGGUACCCAGCCCACCACCACCAAGACCCCUGGCCACCUUAACUGAAGAGGAGGCCCUCAGUCCCCAACUGGGCAACACCUGUCCACCCUGGAGGAGACAGAGGGCUACAAAAGGGGCAGCAGAGAAGAGACAGACUUCAAAGGAGAAGUUCAUAGCCAGUGAUGAGACCAUUUCAUUGUCUGAAAAGGCAACUGGUGCUGAGCCUGGUCUGGAUGUGACUCCUCUCACUAAACAGGUAAACUCCCCUGGCUCGAUCAGUCCCUCUUUCAACAUCACUGAACUCUUAACACCCAUAAUACCACCAAAACAGGAGGUAGACCCUGUGGAAACCGAGCUGAUCCCACUGACACCUCCACCCACUGAGACCGCGACGAGAGAUGGUGAGGGGAGCACAUUUGGCGAUUACAGGUCUCGGGAUAGUUACAAAUCGAAAGCGUCGAGUCUGUUAUUCAACUUGAAGGAUGUGCGUAAACGUGUUAAAAGCAUUUAUACCCCUUCUCCCCUGUUAAGGGCCUUGGAGGAGAAAAAUAAAACUAGGGAAAAUAUACAGAAGAGUACAAAAAUUAAUACCUCACUCUCGACUUCACAAGAAAAAAGUAACAAAAAUAUUGCAGAGAAAGACGAAUCGAGUGAUAUAACCUCAGUAUUGUCUGGCAAUGUUCACGAAAAGGACAAUAAAACUGGUUUAACUGAACAAUUUACAGACAAUUAUCUCACUUUGAGUUCACCCCAGACAACAGAGGACUUUUUAUUUUACCAAACUGGAGACAACUUGCAGCAAGAUGAUUCAAAACACAAAGGUCUGGUUAAAAACACAAAGGGUAAUGAAAACUUCCCCUUGUUCAGACAUGAAUCAGAUGAGCCUGAUUUACGGAAGUACGUGCAGUAUCCAGCACUGAAACCACUCAGUAGAGACAGUGCAGAUAAAACAGCUGGGCAGCCCAUGCCAAACCCCAGUGAUCAGGGUGAGGAAAAUGAGAGACAGGCUGCUAAUCAGAAUGAAGAGUUUGCCUUCAAAACACUCACAAACCAACUUUCACCACCAGAAGAUGUGCCUUACAGUGACAUCCAUACCAGUAUGGUAGCAACCGUCCAUGAAGCACAAGGCAAAAGAAGCAGUAGUUCUUCAGAGCAAUCUUUUGUCUCCACAGUAGAGCAGCCACUUCAGGAGGAGCCAUUUCCACCAAUGCCCCUGAUGCAGAAUGCAUGCUUUCAAGAAAGCCAGAGGACUAAGAGAGAAAUGGGUGCAGACAGUAAGAAAACCCACAAGGAUUUUUAGGUUGGGGAAGAUGAACUGCAGUAUUAUGCUUGUAUCAGCUCUGGUACUGGUGCAGCAGAGAAGAAGGAGGGUAGAGUUACUGGGAAUGAGCAGAGGAGCUUGGUGAAAGAAAAACUAAGGAGAGAGAAAAGGGAAGAGGCCAACAGCAUGGAUUCUGCUUCCAACAGUGUAAGGGAUCUGUCCAUCCCCAGGUCUGAGGAGCCACAAGCACCCCCAUCUUCAAGCUCAACCAAACCCUGUCUGUUUAUGAUUAAAGAUAACACAUUCAGGUCACCUCAGGUAAUAAGGGCUGUUAAGCUGCCCCUGCUCAGGUCCUUUUCCCUGGACGAUACCGUGAGCAGCAGUUAUAAGGAAAUGGAAAGUAAGUUUGUGCCCCCUGCAGAGCAGAAGCAGCACCAAAACAUGUUGCAUGCCCAGGAGGUAGACUGGUUGGCAUUGAGACGCAGAGAGCAGCGGAAUGUAAGGGAUAGAGCAACCAGCAGAGGCAAGGAGGCCAGUGAGCCUGGAUCUACUUCAGCAACACUGGAUCCCAGUCUUCUGGAAGAUACAGAGAGCUUUUCAUUAGGGAAGCUAAUGAAAGAAGAUGAAGAGAUUUGUGCUUUGUUAAAUAAAGUUGGGAAAAUGAAUGAGGAAAGUGUCUGUAGAAGGAAAGAGAAGCCCCAGACUAGGAAGGCAAGACACAGCUUAACACAGCCAAAUUUAGGUCUGGAAAAUGACCAAGCACAAAACAACCCCAGCUAUCCCACAGAAAGCCAGAUGAGUUACUUUAAGAAUCAUCAUUUACCUAAUCGCAGAGGUGGCUCUUGUGCAAAAAAAAUAAUCACUAGAGAGACCAUUUCCCCUGUGACUGGUUCCAUGUUAGAGGACCACGCAUAUUCUCCUAUAUCCCAUGAAGCUCUAGAGGACAUCCUACCCAUGGAAGGUGCACCAGUUUUGUUAGACAGUCUUGCAUGCUCUGCUGUUACAAGCCCCAGGUCAGGCAGCACAAUGCACUCUGUUGCUGCCAGUUCAUCAUCAGGCAAGCCAACAAGAGAGACAGAGGAUGUUAUAAACCCUGCCUUGCUAAACAUGGCAUUAAAGAGCCAAGCUGAUGUGUCCACAGAAGAGAUAUUUGAUUCAGCACAGGGGAAUCUGCCUUCUGAUUUUGCAGGGGAAGCUGAGAGCCUGGAGCCCAGAGGGCUUGGGGAUAGAGCAGCAGGCAAGCCUCCCGCUGUGCCACCCAAAACAGAAAAGGCUCUGCGGCGGGCCAAAAAGCUGGCAAGCAGGAGAAAGAAAACGCAAGAGCAGCAGAAAAAACAUCAGACUGAACAUACAGAUGCUGUAGGAAGAAAGUCUCAUUCUGGACAGACACUAGCAUCUCCCUUAUCCUUGGGAUAUUCUCCUCUCUAUCCUGCCUCUCACUCAACUUCUACUCCCACAGAAACCAGUACAGGAAGACCCAGUGGUGCACCAGCAAUAAGCCCUUCACCCUCUUCAGCCCAGCGUAAACUGCUCCAAGACCCUGACUCUGGCCAAUACUAUGUAGUUGAUUUACCAGCUGAAGUUAGUUUAAAGACAUUUUAUGAUCCAGAAACUGGCAAAUAUGUUCAAGUCUCAGUCCCUUCCUUGAAAGAGAACUUAUACCAGCCCCCGUCUUCAGAAAUUAUGAAUUCUCCUUAUGCUUCCUACCCUAGAGUGCUGCCUUUACCAGCUUCAUCUGUAGCAGUGCUGAAGUCACCUUCCCAGCUCUCCGAACCUACCUGGUUAAUGCCAGCUGUACCAGGAAAACCAGGUGAAGUACCUGAAGAUGGCAAGCAUGACUACAGACAUGCUGAAGCUGUGGAUACCCAGCCCUAUAUUGAACCAGCCUCUUACCCCUACAGUCAAGAUGCUGAAGAAGCUCAAGUUCACUUACAAAAGGACAUGAGCCCAACCCCAAAUACUGAUAUAGUGUCCCUCACCAAUUUAGAUGAUUUUGCUGCUGAAGGAGUAUCUUGA
This is a messenger RNA of Antrostomus carolinensis (chuck-will's-widow), 4757 nucleotides long. It is a transcript of the gene CUNH10orf71, whose product is annotated as chromosome unknown C10orf71 homolog. Gene Ontology annotation, cellular component: Z disc. Lineage: Eukaryota; Metazoa; Chordata; Aves; Caprimulgiformes; Caprimulgidae. Gene Ontology annotation, biological process: positive regulation of calcineurin-NFAT signaling cascade. The record is from RefSeq and is a predicted model, not a curated record.